Molecule: messenger RNA, 552 nt
Organism: Exophiala spinifera
Lineage: Eukaryota; Fungi; Ascomycota; Eurotiomycetes; Chaetothyriales; Herpotrichiellaceae
Exons: 1
Coding region: 1-552 (183 amino acids)
Biological process (GO): regulation of DNA-templated transcription
Molecular function (GO): zinc ion binding; DNA-binding transcription factor activity, RNA polymerase II-specific
Source: RefSeq, a predicted model, not a curated record
AUGGCUUCAUCCGGUCCAUCCAACCGCAACACAAGCCGAGUUUCCGCAUCCGAAGACGAUGCAAGCGCUGUGCACACACAACCCGAUCCCACCGAACUCGAUCUGGCGGAAUCCCCACCCGCCGAUGACGGCCCACCCGAACCACCGCAAUCAGCCAGGUCAAGAGCACGAUCGUCCCAAGCAUGCGUCAUGUGUCAGCAGAAAAAGAUCCGAUGCACGGGUACCCAGCCGUGUGAAAACUGCCAACGCCGUCGCUGGUCGUGCAGAUUCAAUGCCGACGGCGACGGGAGGAGGAAGACCACCAACCACCGCAUUGUCCAAGAACUCAACGACGCCAAAGAGCAGGUGAGCCGGCACCGACAAAUGAUCUCGGGCAUCUUCGCCAUCGUCAGAGUGGGCGAGCCCGAAAUCAUCAGAGAGUUCUUUGACGAAGUACGACAGACGGAAAAAGUCAACGACGUAGCCAACUUUGUUCGCGCCAAGGUAGACGACGAUGAAAGACUUCGAGAGGCUUUCCAGAGGGUUGAUUGGGGACCUGACGCACAGUUGUGA